AUGUCGGAAGGAAAGGACAAGAGCGCAAACCCCAUGCGCGAGCUGCGCAUCCAGAAGCUCGUGCUGAACAUCAGUGUCGGAGAGUCUGGUGACAGACUUACUCGUGCUGCUAAGGUUCUUGAGCAGCUGAGCGGUCAGACUCCAGUCUACAGCAAGGCCCGCUACACCGUCCGUACGUUCGGUAUUCGUCGUAACGAAAAGAUCGCCGUUCACGUUACCGUCCGUGGCCCCAAGGCUGAGGAGAUUCUCGAGCGUGGCCUCAAGGUUAAGGAGUACGAGUUGAAGAAGCGCAACUUCUCCGAGACCGGUAACUUCGGCUUCGGCAUCAGCGAGCACAUUGAUCUGGGUAUCAAGUACGACCCCGGCAUCGGUAUCUACGGCAUGGACUUCUUUUGCUGCAUGACUCGCCCUGGCGAGCGUGUUGCUAAGCGCCGCCGCUGCAAGGCCCGCAUUGGCACCAACCACCGCAUCACCCAAACCGAGACCAUCAAGUGGUUCAAGAACCGCUUCGACGGUAUCGUGCGGUAA
Molecule: messenger RNA, 528 nt
Organism: Aspergillus tanneri
Lineage: Eukaryota; Fungi; Ascomycota; Eurotiomycetes; Eurotiales; Aspergillaceae
Gene: RPL11
Product: 60S ribosomal protein uL5
Exons: 4
Coding region: 1-528 (175 amino acids)
Biological process (GO): translation
Cellular component (GO): ribosome; cytosolic large ribosomal subunit
Molecular function (GO): RNA binding; structural constituent of ribosome
Source: RefSeq, a predicted model, not a curated record